AUGCCAUACAAUUUUUUAAUGCUAUACCAGCAUAUAAAAAGAUUAGAAGAUGAAGGAACAAUCGAAUUGAUAAGACCAAAAAACCAAUCUGACGGACCUAAUAAUAGGAAGAGCAGACUACGGGGCAAUAAGUUAAUAAUCUUAUGCUCAUUGGAAGAUUAUAGAUGUGAAAAUAGUGUCGUUACGAUGUUAUUAAACGAG
Messenger RNA from Dentiscutata erythropus, 201 nucleotides. NCBI's taxonomy places the organism in Eukaryota, Fungi, Glomeromycota, Glomeromycetes, Diversisporales, Gigasporaceae. The record is from the annotation of a GenBank genome assembly.